Messenger RNA from Python bivittatus (Burmese python), 947 nucleotides. NCBI's taxonomy places the organism in Eukaryota, Metazoa, Chordata, Lepidosauria, Squamata, Pythonidae. The record is from RefSeq and is a predicted model, not a curated record.
AUGAUGCCUUUGCGCCCUGCAGCCUUCUUCUUUCUGACGCUGCUUGUGCUGCUGAGUCAAACCUCGUCCGAAAACCGGUCCGCUGGCGCAGAAUGUGGAACAAGACCUGCUAUAGAACUGCUACAAUUAGGGAGUCGGAUUGUAGGUGGACGUGAAUCUGUCCAGGGGGCAUGGCCGUGGCAAGUUAGCCUUCAAAUAUAUCAGCGUGGUGCAGGAUUUCUCCAUUUAUGUGGUGGAUCUUUAAUUAAUAACCACACAGUACUGACAGCUGCACACUGCAGUACAAAAAACCAGGCUCCAGAGAUGUGGAGGGCUGUGAUUGGCUUGCAUCAUCUUUUCAAACACAGAAUUUACACUAUAAAAAGCCGUGUAAAAGCCAUCAAGGUGCAUUAUUACUAUGACACAGAAGAGUAUAGAAAUGAUAUUGCUUUGUUUCAACUAAGCAAGUCUAUCACAUACAGUGACUAUAUUCAGCCCAUCUGCUUGCCUAACUCAACUCUUGUCUUGACCUCUGAUAUGACAUGUUAUAUAACUGGAUGGGGAAUGAAAAAGGAAAAAGGUAAAGCCAGCUACACAUUACAAGAAGCUCAGCUAAAACUUUUUCCACUAAACAUUUGCAAUCAAUACACCUGGUAUGCAGGAACCGUAUCAAGUACUACUUUUUGUGCCGGCUCUGAAACUGGAGCUGUUGAUAGCUGUCAGGGAGAUAGUGGUGGACCUCUAGUAUGCUAUUUAUCAGAUUCUAAAUACUACCUUAUAGGAAUCACCAGCUAUGGUGUUGGCUGUGGCCGACCAAGAUUUCCAGGAAUUUACACUAGUUUGCCUAAGUACAGACACUGGGUGGAGAAACAACUUAGUGAAACCAACACUGUGAGCAUUCAACACAUUCUUUUUUUGACUGUGGUGUGGACCAUUUUCCACCUAGUUGUAUGAAGAGGCAAACUUGC